Messenger RNA from Loxodonta africana (African savanna elephant), 1041 nucleotides. RefSeq names its product ribosome biogenesis protein NSA2 homolog. Gene Ontology annotation, cellular component: nucleolus; preribosome, large subunit precursor. Gene Ontology annotation, biological process: maturation of LSU-rRNA; maturation of 5.8S rRNA. The record is from RefSeq and is a predicted model, not a curated record. The transcript has a single exon. Lineage: Eukaryota; Metazoa; Chordata; Mammalia; Proboscidea; Elephantidae.
UGUCGCAGGUUGCGUGGAGUCGGCUCGUGGGUCUCAGAGACCCGAAAAUUGAGAGUUCCUUCGCGCCCGGGAUACCGCUCCCCGCGGCUUUGCAGCCGUCACCAUGCCACAAAAUGAAUAUAUUGAGUUACACCGUAAGUGCUAUGGAUAUCGUUUGGAUUACCAUGAGAAAAAGAGAAAGAAGGAAAGUCGAGAGGCUCACGAACGUUCAAAAAAGGCGAAAAAGAUGAUUGGCCUAAAGGCUAAGCUCUACCAUAAGCAGCGCCAUGCUGAGAAAAUACAAAUGAAAAAGACUAUCGAGAUGCAUGAAAAGAGAAACACCAAACGAAAGAAUGAUGAGAAGACUCCACAAGGUGCAGUAGCUGCCUAUCUGCUGGAUAGAGAGGGGCAGUCCCGAGCUAAAGUACUUUCCAAUAUGAUUAAACAAAAACGAAAAGAGAAAGCGGGAAAAUGGGAAGUCCCUCUGCCCAAAGUCCGUGCCCAGGGAGAAACAGAAAUAUUAAAAGUCAUUCGAACAGGAAAGAGAAAAAAGAAAGCAUGGAAGAGGAUGGUUACUGAAGCCUGAUUUGUUGGGGAUGGCUUUACGCGAAAACCACCUAAAUAUGAACGAUUCAUCAGACCGAUGGGCUUACGUUUCAAGAAGGCUCACGUAACGCAUCCUGAACUUAAAGCCACCUUUUGCCUGCCGAUACUUGGUGUAAAGAAGAAUCCCUCACCCCCACUAUAUACAACCUUGGGUGUUAUUACCAAAGGUACUGUCAUUGAGGUGAACGUGAGCGAGUUGGGCCUUGUGACACAAGGAGGCAAGGUUAUUGGGGGAAAAUAUGCCCAGGUUACCAACAAUCCUGAAAAUGAUGGAUGCAUAAAUGCAGUCUUACUGGUUUGAUAGCAGUUUCACGUAAGUAACUCCUAAUUAUUGGCGAAGACUGCAAACCAACCAGGAAAACCACCAUUACCAUGUGUUUACGAAUACUACCAAACAGCCUUCGUGUCUGCAGUCAUCAAGAGAACUAUUUAUUAUGUGAUAAAAAACAUUAAAAU